CAUACUCGUUAAUAUUGGUAUCCGAUAUGCUGGUGCUAAAGCAUACAGAGUGGCUGCUGGUUGUUUUUCCAGUUCUGCCAGUCAGUUGAUAUACGAGUUUGGCUGUGAUUGGUUCGUUGAUCAGCGAAAUUCCACUUGUGCACAUUCUCGUUCGCCCUCUACUGUUACUUAAAGUGAGUCUGACCAAGCAUGCUGCCGAACAUGUUGAGAAGCACCUUCCGGACUGCCGCGAUCUGUCGUAAAAAUCUUGCCCAACCGGUGGCGGCAAAGUUUUCGUCAAGCUCGUUUGGAAUCGCUCAGGGACCAACCGGCCCACUGACCUAUCUGUCCGAGGAUGAGCAGAUGAUGAAGGAGACUGUUGCCAAGUUGGCACAGGAACAAAUCGCUCCACUGGUGAGGAAGAUGGAUGACGAGCACCAAUUCGAUCCCAGCGUGAUAAAGGCGGUGUUUGAUAAUGGACUGAUGGGUGUUGAGGUUGGUGAGCAGUAUGGUGGCAGUGGAUGUAAUUUCAUGACCAUGAUGCUCGUGGUUGAGGAACUAUCCAAGGUCGACCCAUCCGUGGCUGCCCUCGUGGAUAUUCAUAAUACAUUAGUCAACUCGUUGAUGAUCAAACUGGGAACUGAGGAACAGAAGAAAAAAUAUCUCCCUAAAUUGUGCCAAGAAUAUAGUGGAAGUUUUGCUCUUUCCGAACCAUCGGCCGGUUCCGAUGCUUUUUCGCUUAAAACCACCGCCAAGAAGGACGGCAACCACUACAUUCUCAAUGGAAACAAAAUGUGGAUUUCCAACUCGGACAUGUCAGGAAUGUUUCUCAUAAUGGCCAAUGCUAAUCCAUCGGCUGGAUACCGUGGCAUCACCACUUUUAUCGUUGAUCGUGAAAUGGAAGGCUUCACCGUGGGAAAGAAAGAGAGCAAACUUGGCAUUUGCGCUUCGGGAACCUGUCAGUUACAUCUGGAUAACGUUCGCGUUCCCGAGGAAAAUAUUCUGGGUGAAUUAGGCAAGGGAUACCAGUAUGCUGCUGGAUUUUUGAAUGAAGGUCGUAUCGGCAUCGGUGCUCAGAUGAUUGGACUAGCCCAAGGCUGUCUCGACGCAACCAUCCCAUACCUGUUGGAGCGCAAGCAGUUCGGUGCCGAUAUCUAUUCCUUCCAGAGCAUGCAGCACCAGAUUGCAACCAUUGCGACGGAGAUUGAAGCAGCUCGGCUUUUGGUAUAUAACGCUGCCCGUUUGCAGGAAGCUAAGGUUCCCUUCUUGAAGCAAGCUGCCAUGGCAAAGUAUUACGCAUCAGAAGUGGCGCAACGCGUAACCGUCAAGUGCAUCGAUUGGAUGGGUGGUGUUGGCUUCACCAAGGAUUUCCCUCAGGAAAAAUUCUAUCGCGAUUGCAAGAUCGGCGCAAUCUAUGAAGGUACAACUAACAUGCAACUGAGCACAAUCGCGAAGGUCAUGAAGAAGGAGUACCAAUCGUAAACGUUUGCAAAUUAUUUUCGCGAAUUGUCUUCCAGAGUGUUAUGUAACACGCCGCCGCAAUAAACUUCUUGAGUGACAUACAUAGACCAGCCUCCUGCUGAAUACAAAUGUGAGCAUUCAUAUACACACACACUCGCGGCAUUUACGCGUACGAACAAGAUAACACGAUUCUGGUUUAUUUUUUCAAUUAUUUUUGUUUUGACCGAACACACAUGUAUCAUUCCAAGAUUGUAGCCAACUGUAGGCGGUAAAAUGUAUGCCAUGAUAAAAUAAUGCAUUUAAGCUUCUCUCGGAUAAGUUGCAAGGUUCUACUGUAGAGAUAUAAUAAAUCGACACAUGUGCUAAGCGCAAUGAUGAAGCAAACACAUUUAUCGUACUGUGAUCCGCUUCACAACGGCAGUGAUGAAAAUAUAUUAUGAUUUUAUAAUAAAUGACAUGAUAAUCAAA
Toxorhynchites rutilus septentrionalis is the source of this 1908-nucleotide messenger RNA. Its product is annotated as short/branched chain specific acyl-CoA dehydrogenase, mitochondrial. The record is from RefSeq and is a predicted model, not a curated record. Gene Ontology annotation, molecular function: acyl-CoA dehydrogenase activity; flavin adenine dinucleotide binding. Bases 190 to 1461 code for a protein of 423 amino acids. NCBI's taxonomy places the organism in Eukaryota, Metazoa, Arthropoda, Insecta, Diptera, Culicidae. The transcript has a single exon. Gene Ontology annotation, cellular component: mitochondrion.